AGGUUCGAAGUCACCUGACUGGGUGAAGUCAGAGAUCCGAUUCCGAUAAACAAAUCCAGCCCGCACCGCUGAGCGCAUUGGAGUCAAAACCGACCCGUCUCUUUCUUCUUCUGACUUUCCCCCUCUAGCUCCUCUGAUGUCCUCGUCUCGUUCUGCACUUCUGCGUCCCAAAAUCUAGCGAUUCAGCGCGAGAGAGGUCUUGCUUCUUUUGUUCUUGCAACAAUUUCUCUUUGUGAUCAGUGCUGAGCAUGCGUGUUCUUCAUGCAACUUCGCAAGGUGGUGUGAGUUUUGGCAAGAAUUCCUCGUCGGGACCUUGCAGUUUUUCAUGCCCUGCUGGAAAAGAGACCCCUUUCCCGAUCCCGCCGCCACCUCCCGCCGGAGAUGGGAGACUGCUGCUGGUUGUUCCACUUCUUGCUCAUAUCCGUUCUGCUCCACGUCCAUGGCGCCCAAUCCCUGAACCAGACGUGCCACCCCACUGACCUGAAGGCCCUCCUUGCUUUCUCCAAUGCCUUGGACAGGAAGGGCGCCGGGCUUGUGGGAUGGGGUGCCGACGCCGCCGCCUGCUGUUCCUGGACCGGCGUCACCUGCGAUCUUGGCAGGGUGGUCGGGUUGGAUCUCUCCAACAAGAGCCUCCAUGGCGGCAUCUCCUCCUCGGUCUCCUCCCUCGAUGGCCUCGCGACGCUAAACCUCUCCCGGAACUCGCUUCGUGGCCCGGCGCCGGCGGAGCUCGGCCGGCUCGCGAGGCUGCGGGUGCUCGAUCUGAGCGCGAACGGGCUCUCCGGCCCGUUCCCAGCGAGCGACUUCGGCUUCCCGGCCAUCGAGGUGGUCAACAUAUCCUUCAAUGCCUUCAACGGGUUGCACCCUGCUUUCCCCGGCGCGGUGAACCUGACGAUUCUUGAUGUCUCCGGCAACGCCUUCACCGGUGGCAUCAACGCAACCGCGCUCUGUGUUGCGCCGGUCGAGGUUCUGCGGUUCUCGGGGAAUGCGUUCUCCGGUGAGGUCCCCGGCGGCUUUAGCCUGUGCAAGGCUCUCGCCGACCUCUCUCUCGAUGCCAAUGGCUUGACUGGGAGCAUCCCCGACGACCUUUACACGAUGCAGAAAUUGAGGAGGCUGAGCUUACAGGAAAAUCAGCUAUCCGGUAACCUCGGCAAUUCCCUUGGUAACCUCUCUCAGCUUGUGCAGCUUGACCUGUCCUGUAACUGGUUCACCGGCUCCAUCCCUGAUGUGUUUGGAGGUAUGAGGAGGCUGGAGUCCAUAAACUUGGCCUCCAACGGGUUCAGUGGCGAAUUGCCUGCUUCCCUGUCGAGGUGCCCAAUGCUGAGGGUAAUCAGCCUAAGGAACAACUCGCUGUCUGGUGAGAUUGCUAUUGACUUCAACUUGCUGCCAAGGCUGAACACUUUUGAUGCUGGAACCAACAAUCUGAGUGGUGCUAUACCUCCUGGCAUCACGGAUUGCACCGAGUUGAGGAUGCUGAACCUUGCAAGGAACAAACUUGUGGGGGAGAUUCCAGAGGGCUUCAAGGAUUUGAGAUCCCUGUCAUACCUCUCACUGACAGGGAAUGGCUUCACCAACCUGUCGUCGGCAUUGCAAGUCUUGCAGCACCUGCCCAACCUGAUGAGUUUGGUGCUCACCAGGAAUUUCCGUGGUGGUGAGACAAUGCCAGUGGAUGGUAUCAAUGGGUUCAGGAGCAUGCAGGUGCUUGUCCUGGCAAACUGUUUACUCUCAGGCAUAAUUCCGCCUUGGCUGCGGAACUUGGAGAGCCUCAGUGUGCUGGACAUUUCAUGGAACAAGUUAAAUGGGAAUAUCCCGCCAUGGUUAGGGAGUCUGAACAAUCUUUUCUACAUUGACCUGUCAAACAAUUCUUUCAGCGGGGAGCUCCCCGAAAGCUUUACUCAGAUGAGGAGCCUUAUUUCAAUUAAUGGCUCAAGUGAGCAGUCGUCAACAGAGGACCUCCCACUAUUCAUCAAGAAGAAUUUAACUGGCAAAGUCUUGCAGUACAACCAAGUCAGCAGCUUCCCACCGUCGCUGAUCCUCUCUAGCAACUUGUUGGUUGGGCCAGUCUUGCCGGGAUUUGGUCAUCUUGUGAAGCUUCUUGUGCUGGACUUAAGCUGGAACAGCUUCUCUGGGCCAAUUCCUCAUGAGUUGUCAGGCAUGUGUAGCUUGGAAGUGCUGAAUUUGGCCGACAAUGAUCUCAAUGGGAGCAUACCAUCAUCACUAACAAAGCUGAAUUUUCUCUCCAAGUUUGAUGUGUCGUACAACAAUUUGGCUGGUGAUAUCCCCACAGGAGGUCAAUUCUCCACUUUUUCAAAUGACGAUUUUGUGGGGAAUUCUGCCCUCUGCCUUCUUCGGAAUUCCUCCUGCUAUGAGGUGUUGCUAUCAAUUAAUGAACAACGUCAUGACACAGAUACUGCAAAGCAGGUCAUGUACAUCAUGGUGGAAGUAGGAUUUGCUUCUGGGCUUCUGAUGUUCUUGAGUACACUGUUUUUUGCGAGGACUUGGAGAGCUGCGUAUAUUCAGAUGAUUGAUAGGCUCUUUGAUACGCUGUGUGUCUUGACAACGGUGAAAGUGAACAGCCUCAGAAUAAAAGGGGGGAAUGAAGUUCAUCCUUGAAGAAUGUCCCGUGCUGCUCUUCUCAGUCUCAAGGUUGGCGCUUGUGUGCAAAUGUUUCACCGCACUAUCUAGAAUUGCUUGAUUCCUACUCAAGAUGGGUUAGCUCUUAGCUGAAAAGAUUAGGCAGAUGUUGUCCGGCGGUUAUUAGAACUACCUUCAGCAUCAUGAUGCCUUUAGUGUUACUCAUGAUACCUUGAUAGUUUUAGAAAUACAAAAUUAGUAACUGUUCAUGACAGUAAAUACUUUAUAUAUCAUCUGUCUAUUCACAUGGGAAGAAUUAAUAAAGUAUUUAUCGUUUAUAUAUCA
Messenger RNA from Phragmites australis (common reed), 2916 nucleotides. Its product is annotated as phytosulfokine receptor 1-like. Lineage: Eukaryota; Viridiplantae; Streptophyta; Magnoliopsida; Poales; Poaceae. The record is from RefSeq and is a predicted model, not a curated record. Gene Ontology annotation, molecular function: protein binding. Bases 382 to 2610 code for a protein of 742 amino acids. The transcript has a single exon.